UGUCUCUUCCACCACUUCUUCUCCCUCUCUUUCUCUUCUCAUUCCUCCGCAACAAAAGAACGCGAAACCUAUUCUGAGCAAACAAAACCCAAACCUUACAGUACAUUUACAUCACAUAUUAUUACAUGUAAUGGCGAGUGGGUGGGUGAAGUCGUGGCAGUGCAAGUCAAGAGCAUUUGAAGACGUGUACCACCCGAACUCCAAAAUCCUGAUACCAAGUGCAAGUUGCAGAAAGAGCGUUCAAAACAUCAAAGACAUGGUCGACGUACCUAAGCCCAAGCCCAAGCCCAGAAUGCCCAAGCCUAAGCAACCUUUGGAAAAACAUCCAAGUUCUAAAUACCCAACAACCAAACCCGAAUUCGAAGCCUCUCUCAACCGAACAACCACCAUGUCUCGCUCACGAAGCACCACUACCACGACCAUGACAACCUCGUCCCGUGUCAUCAUUGAGCUCCCCGAGGGGCACCCUUCGCGUAACGUUGUUGAGAUUAUCUUCCACACCAGCUGGGGCCCUAAGUCAUUUCCGGGUCGGGUCGAGAUGAUAUUCAAGGUCCAAAAUGGGUCGCGGACCAUAUCGCGCUUCGAGGAGUUUCGCGAGGCUGUGAAGGCACGCGCCGCCGCGGGUCUCUCUGAGGGGAACGACUGGGAAGAGAAUGCGCGGUACAUCGCCGAUGGGAACGAGGUGAUGCGGUUUUAUUGCUUGGGUCCCGCCGAGGACGGUGGUCCCUACGACGGCGGCUGUGCAUGGUCGUUUCCGGAGAGAAAAGGGUCGGCGAUCUGCACGUUUUCCGGCAGCGGCGGCGCUCAUGAGACUGCCGGCGGAGGCAGGGGCAGAAGGGCUAUGUUGGUUUGCCGGGUCGUGGCGGGUCGGGUCUCGAAGCAACUCGGAUUUCUGGACUCGUUGUUGGAUAAGCGAGUGGGUUUCGACUCGGUGAGUGGGGACAGCGGCGAGUUGCUAGUGUUUGACUCGCGUGCGGUAUUGCCCUGCUUUCUUAUUAUUUACAAGUUGUAA
Abrus precatorius (Indian licorice) is the source of this 1012-nucleotide messenger RNA. RefSeq lists its product as uncharacterized. The coding region runs from base 131 to 1012 and encodes 293 amino acids. The transcript has a single exon. The record is from RefSeq and is a predicted model, not a curated record. NCBI's taxonomy places the organism in Eukaryota, Viridiplantae, Streptophyta, Magnoliopsida, Fabales, Fabaceae.